UCUACUUUCAUUAUCAAUACACAAACAUUCGAAGUUGCCUGACUAUUUCUAGCUACAAGCAUGCACAAAGUACAAUAUAAUACUAUUUAAAGCAAUCCAAGACUGUUAGCGGUGCUCUGUUUAUUUUUUGAAUAGUGCCAGUAUAUGAAACUGUCAUUGCUGUGUGGACUUUCUGAGUUUCUCACUGGAUCUAGAUAGAUUCUAGAUCAAGAUUCUAGAUCUAAAAUCUAAGACUUUCUAAGACUAAGACUUUUUUUCUGUUAUCUUUUGCAGGCCUGGAACUACUACUAGAUCUACUACUAGAUUCUAGUAAUAUGGCAUAUGGGCCUAUACUAACUACUAUAGUCUACUAAUUCUAGAUCUACUACUAGUAAAAGUCUUAGUCUAGUAAUUGUUUGUAGCUGCAAUAUUCUAGCUAAUAGUACUAGACUUUAUUAAUAUUUAAAAAUAUUUAUUAGGCCCUAAAUUUACUAAUUUAAUCAUAUAGCUACAACUGCACACAGAAGUAUGCCGUACUCAUACAGUGCAGCUGAGUGCAUCAACUAGAUUUAUACACUACAGUGAUACUACAGUUGUGACUAAAGUCACUGACAGUCAGUGAAGUGAAUCAAUUGUGCUAGCCUGUCUCUCAAAAUCAAUUCAAAUUUCAAUCAGUAAUGUAAUCUAUCAGACUACAAGUAUAAAGCUGUUCAAGUCUUGUUGUUAAGACUACAGUUAAGAUAAAGACUUGAAUUAAAUAAAUUAUUAUUAAUUUAUCUAUUUUGAACAAUACUCAAAAUUGGAUUACGACUAUUAAAUAUUUUAUUAUGUCUGUUAUCAUAAGAAAUUUGCAAAGCAAAAUUCAGUUAAACUUAAGUCAGCUGCACUAUGAUGCAGUUACUUUGUUGAAGCUCACACAAUAUCAUUCAUAUGAUUUGGGAAUUAUGCUAGUUUCAAGCAAUGAAAUCAAAGCCCUGAACAAAAAAUACAGGAGAGUUAAUCGAGUCACAGAUGUCUUAGCUUUUCCUUUUCUUGAGGUAUCCCAUGAGCAGCCUGGAGUUCUUCCAAAUGUUGAUCAAGAAGAUAGAAUGCUUGGAGAUAUUGCACUCUGCACAUCUUUUAUUUGGUCAGAAUCACAGAAACACAAAGAAGAUUUUAAUAGCGUUAUGUUGACAAUGGUCACUCAUGGGCUGUGCCACCUUGUUGGUUUUGACCAUGAAACCAAAGACCAGUGGACACAGAUGUACAGGAAGGAGCUUGAAAUUUUGACCAGGUUCAACCAGCUGACAGGAUACAGGUGCUCACCAUUGUUGGGUGUUGGUCACUUUGAGGCUCAGCCCUUGCUAUCUGACCAGACUCAUUAAAAUAUCUUUAAUUAAUUACCUCCAUGCAUUUUUACAUGAACCUCUCAUCGUUGUUAAUAAGGUUAUGCAUAAAAUAACUGUCAUGUUGAAAUGCUAGUUUUGAAAAAA
Messenger RNA from Physella acuta, 1451 nucleotides. RefSeq names its product endoribonuclease YbeY-like. Gene Ontology annotation, biological process: rRNA processing. The record is from RefSeq and is a predicted model, not a curated record. Gene Ontology annotation, molecular function: metalloendopeptidase activity. Lineage: Eukaryota; Metazoa; Mollusca; Gastropoda; Physidae.